Entamoeba nuttalli P19 is the source of this 237-nucleotide messenger RNA. RefSeq lists its product as hypothetical. Lineage: Eukaryota; Evosea; Mastigamoebida; Endamoebidae. The coding region runs from base 1 to 237 and encodes 78 amino acids. The transcript has a single exon. The record is from RefSeq and is a predicted model, not a curated record.
AUGAAAAAAUUUGAUAUUAAAGAACAACAAUAUGCAUUUUACACAGGUCAAAUGUCAAAUGAUGUUUCAUUUUCAUUUGGAUAUGGAUUUAUGGUUGAUAUUCGUGUUUAUAAAGAAAAUAAUAAAAGAGUGAGUUAUUGUGACCAAAAUACGUAUGAAUAUAAAGGAAUAUCAAAUGCACUUUGUGGAAAACAACGUCCAGAGCGUUUUACACCAAAACAUUUUAUUGAUAUUUGA